AAAAAAAAAAAAAAAAAAAAGCUUUGGCUGGCUUUAUCAAGUUUCCUCUUGUUGAUUAUUACUCCAUGACAGCUUCUUCUGCUUUGCUUUAAUAUUCAACUAUUUGAAAACAAAAAGUUGCUUUUUUCUCCCCUCCCCUUCUGAAGUUUUUUUCCUUCUUAUGUACGGUUCUUAUCCAUUUCAACCCCAACUUCUGAUAGCAAGGACAUUCUUAUUCUUUUGUCAGUUUUUCCUUUUUAAAUUUCAGACUCAAAAUACUGCCUUUCUACUAAUAAUUUCUUUUGAUUUUUUCCCUCUACUUUAAUGGAAUAAUUUUGCUCUAGAAAACCCAUUUCUCUCUCUCUCUCUUUUUUUUUUUUUUCUUUUUUGUUGUUGUUGUUGCAAGGCUAGAAAACCCUUUUCUCUUCUUUAAAAGCCAUGAAAGUUGUAUUACUUCAACUUAAACACAUCUUAAGUACACCCAUUUGGACAAAGCAAGGAGUUACAGAACUAACCUGGCAAAAUGGGCAACUCGCUCUGAAUGGGAUUGAUGGGCUGCAGCCAAUAGUCCCACCAAAGCCCACAUGGAACCGAACCAAUGAUACGUUGGAGUCCGUAGUCAAUCAAGCCAAACUCCAAACCCAAGGCCCAAAUCUGAUCCAGCAAGGUGAGCCACUGGUCCAUACUGGCCGCACCCUCGCACCCUCCGGCGCCAAUGGGAAAUGGGUUGAGAGAGGCAACCAAGAACCGCCGGCGAGGAAAAGAACACGAUCGACUUCCGAUUAUGCUGGGAAAAAUGUCAGCACAAGCAAUAAUAACAACAACAGCAACACUAUACAAGUGGACUAUGGCGAUCACAGUGUGUGUGGAAGUGCGAGUGCAGCGUUUUGUAGGGAUAAUGACACUACUUUGAUGACAUGGGCUUCCUUUGAUUCUCCUCGAAGCUUGAAAACCAAAUCCAUUGAUGAAGAUUCUGCUUGUCAUGUUGAAUCGGAAAAUCAAGAGGAAGAACAAGAUACGAAGCGUGUAGCGAAUCGCGCUCAUUCAGCUAGACGAAGUCGAGCAGCUGCUAUACAUAAUCAAUCAGAACGGAGGAGGAGAGACAGAAUUAAUGAGAAGAUGAAAGCUCUGCAGAAGUUGGUGCCAAAUGCAAGCAAGACUGAUAAAGCUUCCAUGCUUGAUGAGGUGAUUGAAUACUUGAAGCAACUUCAAGCACAAGUUCAGUUCAUGAGUGUGAGGAGUAUGCAACAAAUGAUAAUGCCUAUAGGAAUGCAGCAACAACUUCAAAUGUCGCUUCUAGCGCGUAUGGGCAUGGGGGUCGGUCUAGGCAUGGGAAUGGGGAUGCUUGACAUGAGCGGUAUAGCACGUUCGGCCCCGCAGGCGCUUCCUCCUCUCAUCCAUCCUACAUCAGUUCCUGCUACACCUCCCGCAUUUGUUCCGCCCCACUUCUUGUUACCCCCUGCAAUUCCAAGGCAGGAUCCAACACAAGCCAAGCCUGCCACCAAUGGCUCUGUUGAUCCAUUUUCUGCCUUUCUAGCACAAACAAUGAAUAUGGAUAUCUACAACAAAAUGGCAGCAUUCUAUCGCCAACAAGUUAAUCAGACAACAAAUGCAAUGAGCAGCCCAACACAGUCAAACAAUGUGCAAGGAAAUUAGUGCUUUUGAAGAAGGAACUCAAAGAUUGGAUAAGCACAGAAGCACUCAACUUUAUUUGUUGAUAAGUUCUAUGUUUAGUUGACAAGGACUGAGCUUUGAAAAAUAUCUGUAUUUCAUGAUUUAUGAGUAAUUAUUGGUAUUGGAUUAUGUACAAACAUGAUUUUGUAUUAUUACAUAUCAAAUUUCUGAUGGAAUGUUCUUGUUUGAAAUGAAAACGGGAGUGAUGCCAAGAUUUUUCUA
Molecule: messenger RNA, 1875 nt
Organism: Benincasa hispida (wax gourd)
Lineage: Eukaryota; Viridiplantae; Streptophyta; Magnoliopsida; Cucurbitales; Cucurbitaceae
Product: transcription factor PIF7-like
Cellular component (GO): nucleus
Molecular function (GO): protein dimerization activity
Source: RefSeq, a predicted model, not a curated record